AUGUCUAAAACUGCAAAGCAAAACUCUGUUUUGUUUAUAGUCUGUUUUAUUAUUUUUUGUAUUUUUGCAGCCAUUGGUUUAGGUGUUUGCUUUGGAUCUUUGGUACCAAGUAUUGAUAAAGCAAAAGGAUAUUCAUCAGGUGAAUGUACAGUAACUAAAUCAGUGAUUAUUGCUGAUUGCUAUUCAGAUGAAUGUGCUACCUAUAAUGAUCAAAUUUGGUGGUAUCCAUAUUGGGGACCAUCCUAUUUCUUUGUCUAUGUAGGUGGUGGAACUGAUGGUUCAUAUAAUAAUGGUGAUGAAGAUGGUGAUGGUGAAGACGACGGUGAAGACGAUGGUGAAGACGACGGUGAAGAUGGAGAUGACGAUGAUACUGGAGAUAGUGGAUUCGACGGUGACAGCGGUGGUGGUGAUGAUUCUGGUAUUGGUGGAGGUGACAGCGGUCUCCUCCUCAAGUCUGCCUAUCAAUCAACAACCGGUGGUCAAUCGUUGGGACAAGAGAUUAGAACCGUUUCAUCCUAUUUGCGUAGAAAUAAAGCUUCGAAAUCAGCACAAUUAGAACAAAGUGCAAAGAGAAGAGCAGAGAAAAUGUUGACAGAGUUGAGCAGCAACGGUACAAGCUCUGAGAGUUCCACUGAUAAUUCAUACAACAGCAGUGAAGGUGCCCAAUGUGGAUACAACUAUUGCGCUCAGGGUGUAAACUAUGUAACUCUUUCCAUGAGCGGAGGUGCCGUCAUCAAUACAUCGGUUCGUGGUCUUUGGUCAUCGGACGAAGGUUGGGUCUCAUCGUAUUUGAACAACUUUUUGGUUGGAAGCACCUACACUUGCUACUACCAAACCGAGCAACCAGCAAACGUUAUGUGGUUCCCACCACCCAAAUACAACAAUACCUCUUUGGUUUUGACUUGUGUAAUUCUCAGUCUUGCAUUGUUUUCAUUGAUUGCCACAAUUAUCUACGCCGUAAGAUGGUAUAUCGCUAAACGUCAAUCCAGUCACCACCACCACGAACACAAACCAAUUGCUCACCACAACAACCACAACAACAAAAAAGCAAAGCACUCAAAGAAAUCGAAAUCCGACGAACCAGAACCAUACAACUAUCGUGUAGUCUAUCAACCAUUGCCAUCGGAAACCUAUCAAGCUCCACAAGCAAACUACUACCAAUAUUCCUAUGGUGUUCCAUACAACCCAUCAAAUGGAGUUGCACCACAACCAGUUGCACCUUCCAUCAACAAUUAG
This is a messenger RNA of Heterostelium album PN500, 1236 nucleotides long. RefSeq lists its product as uncharacterized. NCBI's taxonomy places the organism in Eukaryota, Evosea, Eumycetozoa, Acytosteliales, Acytosteliaceae. The coding region runs from base 1 to 1236 and encodes 411 amino acids. The record is from RefSeq and is a predicted model, not a curated record. The transcript is spliced from 2 exons.